AUGUAUGACAACCUUAAACAAUUCUACAACUCCGAGGAGAAACCACUACCACAACAACGACAACUACCAGUACCACAUCAACUUCAACAACAAGCACCACAUCAACUUCAACAACAAGCACCACAUCAACUUCAACAACAAGUACCACAACUACGACUACGACAACAACAACUACCACUACCACGACAACGACAACAACAACUACUACAACCACGACAACGACAACAACAACUACUACAACCACGACAACGACAACAACAACUACUACAACCACCACCACGACAACAACAACAACAACAACGACUACUACUACCACGACAACGACAACAACAACUACUACAACAACUACAACUACUACUAAGACAACAACAACAACUACCACGACAACGACAACGACAACAACAACUACUACAACCACGACAACGACAACUACAACUACUACAACAACUACAACUACUACUAAGACAACAACGACAACAACAACUACUACAACCACCACCACGAAAACUACAACUACCACAACAACAACAACGACAACAUCAGUCACAACUACUAGCGAGACAACCACUACAAGUAACAUCAGCUCCAUGUUCUACUGGAUAUGUUCGAACACCGUCUGGCUCAUGUGUCAAUCUUUUGAUUGAUUUUUAUAACUGUGGUUCAAUUGGUUAUGUAUGUGCCUCAACAUAUACAAGUUGUUCAUAUGGUGCUUGUAGUGGUGCACCUGCUGUGCAACUUACAGGUGCUGUCACUAUCCCUGGCUGGGAUGGUACAGUUAAUGUUGAUGAUGCAUAUGUAACUAUUAAUCUACCCUUCAACAUAUCUUUGUACGGUUAUUCAACGUCAACUGCAUCCGUUCAAAGUAAUGGCGUAAGUACGCUUAUGAUUGAUCUUUUCAAAACAUUACAAUUUGUAAAGAUACAAUAG
This is a messenger RNA of Rotaria sp. Silwood2, 927 nucleotides long. The record is from the annotation of a GenBank genome assembly. Lineage: Eukaryota; Metazoa; Rotifera; Eurotatoria; Philodinida; Philodinidae.